ACUCCUCGCGUACCUGAAAAGCGCAAACACCUCUGGGAUGAAGAAAUACCCGCCCGGCGCAUUCAACUCGUCGACCCCGUGACCGACUCCCUGCAACCACCCAGCCGUCUGCGCGACCUACUGUCCACCAUCGACCGCAAAGCCUACCGCAUCAUCUGCGUGACGGCGCCGCCCACCGGCAACUGGGCAGAAGAGUGGAUACCCGUGUGCAAGCUCGAAGACAAAAAGGCCGCCUACGAGGCCGAAAAGGAAAAGAAGAAGCUCAAGCAGCAAAAGACGGCCGCCGAGGGCACCAAGACGCUAGAGUUGAACUGGGCCAUUGACGGUAAUGAUCUGGGGCAUAGGAUGAAGAGGAUGCAGGACUUUUUGGCGCUGGGCAAGAAGGUCGAGAUCAUACUGGCCAGGAAGAAGGGCGGCAGGAGGGCGACGCCUGAAGAGUGUGAGGGCUUGCUCCAAAAGAUCAACGAGGCUGCAGAGGCCGUCAAGGGCACAAAGGAGAUUAAAAAGUUCGAGGGCAAGUUGGCGGGCAUGGGCAACCUGACGUAUGAGGGCCCAAAGCCUUGA
Molecule: messenger RNA, 564 nt
Organism: Aureobasidium vineae
Lineage: Eukaryota; Fungi; Ascomycota; Dothideomycetes; Dothideales; Saccotheciaceae
Source: the annotation of a GenBank genome assembly